Messenger RNA from Lodderomyces oxycetoniae, 1233 nucleotides. It is a transcript of the gene GLG2, whose product is annotated as Glg2p. Gene Ontology annotation, molecular function: glycosyltransferase activity. Gene Ontology annotation, cellular component: cytoplasm. The transcript has a single exon. NCBI's taxonomy places the organism in Eukaryota, Fungi, Ascomycota, Pichiomycetes, Serinales, Debaryomycetaceae. The record is from RefSeq and is a predicted model, not a curated record. Bases 1 to 1233 code for a protein of 410 amino acids.
AUGACAGCAGCAAAGGCAUAUGUGACCUUAUUGGUUGGUGAAUCCUACUUACCGGGAGUAUUGCUUCUUGGUAGGAAGUUGCGAGAAUUGAAAACUGCUUAUAAAUUGGCAAUUUUAUUGAACACCGAAACAAUUUCGCAAGACUUGCAAGAUUUGAUAGCAACUGUUUACGACGAUAUAAUCGCGGUAAACACUAUCCAUUCGCCAUUGAUAAAAUUGAAAGAAGCAUUGAAUCGUCCUGAAUUGUCUAUUACUUACACCAAAUUGUUGCUUUGGAGCUUAACACAAUACGAGUCAAUUGUUUAUCUUGACGCCGAUGUUUUACCCUUACAAAACAUGGAUGAUAUUUUUGACAAGUUUGAGAUUGGUGAAGGAGAAAUUGCAGCGUCUCCAGACUCAGGAUGGCCAGAUACCUUCAACUCUGGUGUUUUCAAGUUAAAACCAAGUAAAUCUGUGUUGGAUAAGUUGAUUGAAUUUGCAGCAAAAGGCGAGUUGCUGACUUUUGAUGGUGCUGAUCAAGGCUUGUUCAAUGAGUUUUUCCCAAACUGGAUAAGGUUGCCAUAUCUCUAUAACGUUACUCCUAAUUUUCGCCACGAUUAUCAAUUUUUACCAGCAUUUAACAGGUUUUUCAAAGAUAUUAAGGCUUUACACUACAUUGGCGAUAAAAAGCCAUGGCAUUUUGACGAUUUGUUAUCAAGUGAUUUGAAUAAUUUUCAUCAGUAUUGGUGGAAUGACUUUAAUAAAUUUUUCGAUAAGAGUUUAAAACAUAAGUUAUUGAAUUUGAGAGGAGAGGCAUCUUCUCUAGAGUUCAACAAGAUUGGAAACAAAUGGAACGAGCCUGUGGCUAGUGAGGAAGAUUCAAAAUUGGCUCCUGUAACUGAUCACCCAGCUAUUUUCCCAUGGGAGCAUCGCGACAAAAGAGAAGCAACUAGAGUAUUUUACCAACAAAACUUUACUUUUACUGAACCAUCAUCCCAAUCAUCAUCUCAACCACAACCAGAAGGUAAGGAUAAGGACGACUCUUCAUUUACUGAAAAGUUAAAUCAAAAUCUGGAGAAAUUAAAGGGCACAAAGAUUUCAUCGUCAACACCCAAGAAUGCUCCAUUGCUGAAGGAAUACGGAUUCGGCCAAGAGAAUAAGAAUUUCAAUCCUGAUCAAUCGUUAGCCGAGGUGUCUAAAUUGCCAAUUAAAUUUCUUUCUAAGGAAAAGGCAAAGAGAGAAACCAAAGACUAA